This is a messenger RNA of Aspergillus steynii IBT 23096, 1930 nucleotides long. Its product is annotated as alpha methylacyl-CoA racemase. The coding region runs from base 71 to 1804 and encodes 577 amino acids. Gene Ontology annotation, molecular function: catalytic activity. The record is from RefSeq and is a predicted model, not a curated record. Lineage: Eukaryota; Fungi; Ascomycota; Eurotiomycetes; Eurotiales; Aspergillaceae. The transcript is spliced from 2 exons.
CUAUCAAAACUCUAUCUCGUUUGCUCUUUUACAGGAUUCAUUGUUUCCACCACCAUUGCCACACUUCAUAAUGCCUUCUCACGAGACAACGCCGAGUCCAGAAAUCUACGGCCCCGGAACCUUUGUGGACAAGGACUUCCUCCCGGCGCCACAGGAUGCCGGCCGUAUCUUUGAGUACAUCGCCAAAAGCACACCUGGGUUCACUAAGAACGAGGAGCUAUGGAAGACCGUCAACUUCAUCGGCAGCGAACUGCCCGUUAUCCCCGGCCCAACGAAGGCACCUCUUGUCGCCGCCGCUCUGCACGCCAUGUGCGGUAUUGUCGCCCACGAGAUCGUCGAAGACCGUGACGGCACCGCAGCCAGUUCCCAGAAGGUGACCGUGAACACCGACCACGCGGCGAUCUGGCUGGGGACGAUCUUCGCGGCGGCCGUCGAGGGAAAAGAUAUGACCGAGCUGGUGCGAUCGCGGAAACUACCCACGCUCUUCGAUCGUGAUUUCGAGAAAGGCUGGCAGGCCACCCCCCUCAGACAGCGAUCGACUGCCGUCUACAAGACCAAGACCCCCGGGGUGUGGUAUCAGAUUCACGGCUCCUUGGACGCGGCACCCGUCCUGAGCGCCCUGGGAAUGGACCCCGAGUACCCGGCCAAGACGCCGGAGGAAGCGUACGAGUACAUCGGCAAGCAUGUCGAGCAGUGGACGGCGGAUGAGCUGGAGAUGCUGAAUGUUAAGAACGGGUUCUGUGGUAGUAUCUGCUUCACGCCGCAGGGGUGGGCUGAUACCGCGAUGGGAAAGAGACUCGCUGAGCACCCGCUGGUCGGCUACUCGCGUCAGUCGCAUGCCAUCCCCACUCCUCCUGUUCCUUGGACAAAGGUUGCCGAUGAUAAGCGCCCGCUGGCAGGGGUCAAGGUGGUGGAGCUGGUCCGGAUUAUUGCUGGUCCUGUUAUCGGCAGCACGCUCUCAGCACUUGGUGCCGAUGUUAUUCGUGUUAACUGCAGUCGUCUGGUAGAUCUUAACGUGUUGCAACUUACCUUGAACGCCGGAAAGCGCACUAUUGAUAUCGAUCUCACCAAGGAGGACGACAAGUCGCGGCUCCGCGAACUCAUCAAGGACGCCGAUGUCUUUGUGCAAGGAUUCCGCCCCAACGCCAUCGCCAGAAAGGGUUUUGGCGUCAACGAUCUCCUCGAGAUGGCCGGCAACCGCGGCAAGGGCAUUGUCUACGUCGAGGAGAACUGCUACGGCCCCGACGGCCCGUACCACGAGCGACCGGGCUGGCAACAGAUUGGCGACGCCGCUUCCGGCUCCUCGUACGUGAUGGGCCGCUCCCUGGGCUUCACAGACGGGACCAGCGUUCUGCCUCCGCUGCCCAUCUCCGACAUGACGACCGGGCUGGUGGGUGCGUUGGGAGCGCUGAUGGCGCUGCGGGAUCGCGCACGACACGGCGGCUCGUACCGCGUGACAAGCUCGCUAGUGAAGGCCGACACGAUAAACCUGGAGCCGGAGAUCGGGCUGUACUCGCCUGAGGCCGUGCAGCGGAGCAAUGAGUUGUUCAAGUGGGGUCACAUCGGGCCCGCACAGUUUGUGACGGAGAUUUUGCUGCUGGUUAUGGAUGGCUGGAAGAGUGUUUUCCCGCAGUACUUCGAGGCUGGGCCUGAAUCGCUCCUCACUAGCUUUCAGGAGGGGCCGUGGGGUCAAAUGGAUCUUCUGAAACCGGUGGUUCAGUUGAGUGAUGCCAGUCUCACGCCUCGCUGGUUGACGCCUGCUGUUCCGAAUUGCUAUCAUGAUCAGAGCAUCGAGUGGCUGUGAAUGCGUUGAAGUGGUGCUAGAUGGUGUCAAGCCGGUCAAUAAUUCCCGGGAUAAUGGACGUGUGUGACUGGAAUUUGCAUCGUGUUUCAUUAAUGUCUCCUGUAUGAUAAUCGCGAGGGUAGUUCG